UGCUUACUGUUGACUUCAAAUUGAUUUUCUCAUUACUGGCAACAUGAAGGUCCUGGCUGUGACUCUAUUGGCUCUGGUAGCGGUCUCCUCUGCGAGGCACAUCGACUUCGAAGAUGUGAUUGAUCUAGAGGAAAUCACUGCUUACGGUUACCACACCAAGGUUGGUGGUCCAUUGGCCGAGAAGAUCCGCAUCGCUGAAGAGGAAGCUGCUCGCGAUCCAUCCAGGAUUGUUGGUGGUUCCACUGCUAGUCUCGGUCAAUUCCCAUACCAGGCUGGUCUUAUUGCUGCUAUGCCCGCAUGGAAUGGUGUGUGCGGUGGUUCGUUGCUGAACAACAGGAGAGUACUUACCGCUGCUCACUGCUGGUUUGACGGACAAAACCAGGCUAGGAGCUUCACCGUAGUACUUGGUUCAGUUCAACUCUACAGUGGCGGCACUAGGAUGACAACUAGCAGCGUUGUCAUGCACGGAAGCUGGAUGCCCAGCCUUGUUCGUAACGACAUCGCUAUGAUCACCUUGCCUUCUGCAGUAUCUACUAACAACAACCUGAACUUCAUCGCCCUGCCCUCUGGAAACGAGCUGAACAACCAAUUCGCCGGCGCGACCGCAACUGCAUCAGGCUUCGGUCUCACCAGAGACGGUGGAAGUGUGAGCGGAGCUCUCAGCCACGUCAACUUACCUGUGAUCACCAACGCUGUAUGCCGCAACACCUUCCCUGUCUUGGUUCAAGCUUCGAACGUUUGUACCAGCGGCGCUGGUGGCAGGAGCACAUGCCAGGGUGACUCCGGUGGUCCUCUUGUUGUAACCAGCGGCGGCAGACGUAUUUUGAUUGGUGUGACUUCCUUCGGACACGUUGAUGGCUGCCAGCGUGGACACCCCGCAGUCUUCGCCCGAGUCACAUCUUACAUCAGCUGGAUCAACCAACAAUCCAGAUUUCAGCAUUAUUUGCUAAUUACUGUCAACAUGACGUUCUGGGCUGUGACUCUACUGGCUCUGGUAGCACUGACCUCUGCAAGACAAAUUGACCUUGAAGAUGUGAUCAAUCUAGAAGAGAUCACUGCAUAUGGCUACCACACUAAAGUUGGUGGUCCGUUGGCCGAGAAGAUCCGGAAAGCUGAGGAAGAAGCUGCUGCUGAAACGGGGCCCUUUCCUGCCAGUCUUGGUCAAUUUCCUUAUCAGGCUAUUCUUUUCAUUGACCUAAAUGGAUGGAGAUAUAGUGUUUGUGGCGGCGCUUUGCUCAACUCAAGAAGUGUACUUACCGCUGCUCACUGCUGGUUUGAUGGACAUAUGCAGGCCAGCAACAUCACAGUUGUUCUCGGUACAAUUGAUUUGCUCAGCGGCGGCACCAGGAUUGUUACUGAAAGCGUUGUCACGCACAGUGGCUGGAAUCCUUACCUCGUUCGUAAUGACAUCGCUAUCGUUAACUUGCCUUCUGUAGUAGCUGUAUCAGAUACUAUAAAUUUCAUCGCGCUGCCGGCGGGUAGUGAUCUCCAGAACUCAUUCGCCGAUGCUAUCGCUACUGUAACUGGCUACGGUCGCACUGUAAGCGGUUCAGGAGUGCUUCACGGAACUCUUCACUACGCCAAACUCCCGGUGAUUACAAAUGUUGAGUGCCAAAAUAGUUUCCCUGGUUGGGUGCAGCCUUCAAACAUUUGUAUCAGCGGUGCUUUUGGUGCAAGCGUUUGCACUGGUGACUCUGGUGGUCCACUUGUCGUCGAUAGCAACAACAGGCGUAUCUUGAUGGGUGUGCUUUCCUUCGGACAUGCUCAGGGUUGUCAAUCGGGUCAUCCAGUAAGCUACACCAGAGUGACUUCAUACAUAACCUGGAUUUUGUCUAAUCUUUAAAUUAAGAUAAAAUAAUCUUUAAUUUUUUGGCCUUGAACAUGCCAGUAACUUUUCUAUGGUUCAAUAAUAAAAGUGUAAUCAAUGUA
This is a messenger RNA of Spodoptera frugiperda (fall armyworm), 1929 nucleotides long. RefSeq names its product transmembrane protease serine 9-like. Gene Ontology annotation, molecular function: serine-type endopeptidase activity. Gene Ontology annotation, biological process: proteolysis. The coding region runs from base 44 to 1843 and encodes 599 amino acids. The transcript is spliced from 10 exons. The record is from RefSeq and is a predicted model, not a curated record. NCBI's taxonomy places the organism in Eukaryota, Metazoa, Arthropoda, Insecta, Lepidoptera, Noctuidae.